This is a messenger RNA of Ustilago hordei, 1800 nucleotides long. RefSeq lists its product as uncharacterized. The coding region runs from base 1 to 1800 and encodes 599 amino acids. The record is from RefSeq and is a predicted model, not a curated record. Lineage: Eukaryota; Fungi; Basidiomycota; Ustilaginomycetes; Ustilaginales; Ustilaginaceae. The transcript has a single exon. Gene Ontology annotation, molecular function: deoxyribodipyrimidine photo-lyase activity; damaged DNA binding; FAD binding. Gene Ontology annotation, biological process: photoreactive repair.
AUGACUCGCAACAUCCUAAUCGCCCUACUCCGGAAUGACCUUCGGCUUCAUGACCAUCCCAUCUUGCAUCUUUGUUCCGACCCCACCCCCUCCAACGCACAGUUUCAACAACCCGUGACUCACGUUCUCCCCGUCUACGUCUUCGAUCAACGCCAUAUUGAGCUAUCCGGAUUCCCCUCUCUCAUCAAAGCUGAUCGUGCCUCUGGAGGAAAAGGCUCGACCCAAUUCGCCAAAACGCGCCAACUAGGCUUGUGGAGAACUGGAGUCCACCGAACCAAGUUGAUCAACCAAUCUCUCUUCGACCUCAAACAAUCUCUCCGUUCCAUCGGAAGCGAUCUGUCGAUCUUCGCUGGAACUCCGGAAGCUGUUGUGCCCGGGCUGAUCAAGGGUAUUCGAGACUCUGGGGAUACGGUGGAAGCAGUGUAUUUGGGUAGGGAGGUCAAUACGGAAGAGGUGGAUGUGCAGAAGCGACUGGAUACGCUUCUGGGCCAACUGCAGUGUCCGAUCAAGCUGUUUGAGGGCAAAAGUUUGAUCCAUUCCACAGAUUUGCCCUUUCCUGUGGAACAGCUUCCGGAUGUGUUUACGCAUUUUAGGAAACAGGUUGAAAGGCCGGAUAUGUUUAGAGAGCCAGUGCAGGCUCCCAGUAAGCUGAAACCUUUUCCUAAGGACGUAAGCAUCCCUGAUUCCGCCGGGGUCUUUUCCCUCUCUACAAAGAAGGAGGAGGAGGUGGAAAAGCAUCUACUCAAACCUCUAAUCGAACAACCAGCGCUGGCUCAUAACGAGUUGCUAAGUAAGGUAUUCAACCAGUCUACGGGCCAAGUGAAUGUUGCUCACUCUGCAUUCCCCUACAAGGGUGGAGAAACAGAAGCAUUGAAGCAACUCGACUACUAUUUUGCAGGUGGAAAGCGUUCCCCUGGUGCAUCGUACAAAGAAACUCGAAACCAGAUGUUGGGUGCAGGCUACAGUACAAAAUUCGCUGCCGCCCUCGCUCAUGGCCUUCUCUCGCCCCGACUCAUCGCUCAGAAAGCCAGCGAACUGGAUCAAGCCACUGGCACAGCAAACGCAAAGGGAGGAGGUUAUUGGAUCAUCUUCGAGUUGCUCUGGCGAGACUACUUUUAUUUCGUCGGAUGCAAGUUCGGUUGGCAUCUCUUCACUCUCGGUGGUAUUGAAGAGGUUCUAUCUCCCGAGCGUGCUCGAUCGAAAGCUUACGAUUGGAAGCAUUCCAACUCACUCAGUGACCAGAAAGACCCGUUUGUUAGGUGGGCAACAGCAAAAACAGGUGUGCCCAUGAUCGAUGCCAACAUGAUCGAACUCGUUCAGACCGGGUUCAUGAGCAAUAGAGGAAGACAGAACGUAGCAUCCUUUCUCACAAAGGAUCUCGGCUGGAACUGGAGAUACGGAGCGGAAUUUUUCGAAACUUGGUUGGUCGAUUACGAUCCCAACUCCAACUGGGGCAAUUGGCAGUAUGUUGCAGGCGUUGGCAAUGAUCCAAGGAGUUCGAGACAGUUUAACCCGAUCAAACAAGGCAAGGAUUACGAUAAUAGGGGAGAGUAUGUUGCUACUUGGAUCACUCAGUUGAAGCUGGUGGGUGAGCAGUUUAGACAUCAUCCUUGGACGCAGACGGGAGGUGCAGAAUUGCGAGAUUACCCAAGUCAGCCCAUGUUGGAGCAACAGAUGUGGCAUAAGCAUUACUCCAACCUUGGUCGUGGAGGAGACCGAGGUCCCGGUAGAGGAGGUCGUGGUAAUGGAGGUCGAGGUCGUGGUAGAGGAGGUCGUCGAGGCGGAGGAAACAGACAUUAA